UUGUAUUAAUUGUUUCUCUUAUCCAGGCAAAACAAGCACUUUCACAUGGAGAAGUCCCAGUUGGGUGCAUUAUGGUGUACAAUGACAUUAUAGUAGGACUAGGAAGAAAUGAAGUYAAUGAAACAAAAAAUGCGACAAGGCAUGCAGAAUUGGUUGCUAUAGACAAGACCAGAAAAUGGUGUCUAGAAAGAAACUUGGAUGAAAAAAUGGUUUUUGAAUCUACAACACUCUAUGUUACAGUAGAACCAUGUAUCAUGUGCGCAGCUGCACUGCGAUAUGUUGGCUUGCGUAGGAUUGUGUUUGGUUGUGAAAAUGAACGCUUUGGUGGGUGUGGUUCUAUAUUGCAACUUCAUUGUGACAAAUGUUCUUCAAGCAAUGACGCCGUGACAAAAGACAUGAUCCCAGGACUGCCUUUACAGUUUAACUCUGGCAUUCACGCUGACGUUUCAAUUAAACUCUUAAAAACAUUUUACCAAGGCGAAAAUCCCAAUGCUCCCAAUCCCACAGAUAAAUCUAAAAGAAACACCUAACAUCAUUUUUUCAUCAUGCAGUAUGUCAAUGUCACGAUAUCAUGAUACAUGAUAUGGAAUAGUCUCCUCUCGCAGCCGUUAGAACGUUCGUUCCCAGGUCAGACCCCCAAGUGACCUGGGAACGAAUGUCCUAACGGCUGCGAGAGGAGACUAGGUAUGGAAGCAUUCAUACAAUAUCCACGUUUCCAGUUCCUUAAUACUUAAUACUCGAAAUGACAUCAUCACAUCUUAAACUUGUAGCAAAAUCACCCAAUGCACCUAUGCGUAACUAUCCUUAACACGUAAGAUUCAAUGUAGCGUUUAUACAAGAAAACUUUAACACGUUCACAAAUGUGGUAAACAAAGUCUACCUAAAUGCACGUUGUCUACGCAUAUGUGCAUGUGCUUUGUUAUGCACCGCAGUACUCGAACCCAGGCAUUUCUUCUCGGCAAAAACAGGUGGUGGUGACGUUAUGCAAGGUUAGGAACGAGGCUAUACUUGCUUCCCCAGCCUCACUUGGRKGCUAAUUUCCGGUACCCAACAUGCAUUGCCGCCAGACGUGACYGACAGCACGUAAUAUAAUGUAAACAGUCAGCAYCCUAAACAGUUUAGUUUCAAGUAAAGUUCUGUCACCCUCGACUGAGUUUUUAGGACGGCGGAAUGUUCUCUCUCAUCGAUACCUCUUCUAGUCGGGAGAGAGUAGCCACGGCUACGAAAAACGUUAGACCAUCAUUUAUGGAAGUAAAAUUAAGAUAGAUAGA
This is a messenger RNA of Exaiptasia diaphana, 1271 nucleotides long. RefSeq names its product tRNA-specific adenosine deaminase 2. The transcript has a single exon. The record is from RefSeq and is a predicted model, not a curated record. Bases 72 to 530 code for a protein of 152 amino acids. Gene Ontology annotation, biological process: tRNA wobble adenosine to inosine editing. Gene Ontology annotation, cellular component: nucleus; cytoplasm. Lineage: Eukaryota; Metazoa; Cnidaria; Anthozoa; Actiniaria; Aiptasiidae. Gene Ontology annotation, molecular function: zinc ion binding; tRNA-specific adenosine-34 deaminase activity.